Molecule: messenger RNA, 549 nt
Organism: Cariama cristata (Red-legged seriema)
Lineage: Eukaryota; Metazoa; Chordata; Aves; Cariamiformes; Cariamidae
Product: keratin-associated protein 10-4-like
Exons: 3
Coding region: 1-549 (182 amino acids)
Source: RefSeq, a predicted model, not a curated record
AUGUGUGAAGCUGGGUACCCCGCAGAGCACGUACUCACCCCUCCUUCCCCUCCAGGCCAGCGGCAGCCGGAGGCUCAGCCCGUCUUCCAGCAAACUCCUGCAGUAACGCAGCUCCUGAGUGACCGGCACACGUCCUCCGAAGGCGGGAAGCAGCCAGAGAGCUGUGUGAGCCCCCUGCAAUGUGAGGAGAGCUGUGUGAGCCCUCCAUGCUGUGAGGAGAGCUGUGUGAGCCCCCUGUGCUGUGAGGAGAGCUGUGUGAGCCCUCCAUGCUGUGAGGAGAGCUGUGUGAGCCCCCUGCAAUGUGAGGAGAGCUGUGUGAGCCCUCCAUACUGUGAGGAGAGCUGCAUGAGCUCCCUGCGAUAUGAGGAGAGCUGCGUGAGCCCUCCAUGCUUUAAUGCUUGGCUGAACCAUGGCUUAGCUCUACCAGUUACAGAAAAACCACAGGUCAACCUCCCCCUGGCAACGGGGGAGUUGCUGCCAGAUUUGGUGGCAAGCGGAUUCAAACACUGCGAUGGCCCCCGUUGUGGAGAGCUGUGCCUCGCUGCCUGA